AUGAUAACAACCAAUAGUGGAAGUAUUGGUGUAUCCAAACGAGACAACUGUCGAAAAACUUUCAUCGAUAGUCUCGAUAGCCAAAAUCAACAACAAUCGGAAAAAACAUCCCGCAUUGUCGAUGCCAUCUCCCGUGCAUUUGCCGACACUUCAGCAUUGUUAAAACAUGAAUGUGCUUAUUGUCUUGGACAGAUGGGUAACAAAUAUGCUAUUGAGAAAUUAAUUCAUGUAUUAAACGAUUCGAAUGAAGAUUCCAUGGUACGACACGAAGCCGGUGAAGCAUUGGGUGCAUUGGGUUGUUUCGAUAAUCAAAAUGUCAUCGAUGCACUUACAAAACAGAGUCAAAAUUCUCGAGCAGAGAUUGCUGAAACCUGUCAAAUAGCGCUUGAUCGCCUAGCGUGGCUACGAAAGAAUGCAUCAAAUGGAACAUCAUCAACUUCAACAGAUAGAUCAUUUCCAACCAUUGAUCCAGCACCACCACUAGCGCCGAAAACCAUCGAUGAAUUAAAAGAAAUUCUAUUAGAUGAAAAACGAUCUUUAUUUGAACGCUAUCGUGCUAUGUUUGCUCUCAGAAAUAUUGGUACCGACGAAGCUGUCUUGGCCAUAUGUGAAGGCUUCCGAGCAUCAAGUGCUUUGUUUCGACACGAAAUUGCUUUUGUGCUUGGUCAACUUCAAUCAGUCUGUUCCAUCCCAGCUCUUCAUCAACAACUGUCAAUUCUCGAUGAAAACUACAUGGUUCGACAUGAAUGUGCUGAAACACUCGGCUCCAUCGGCACUGAUGAAUGUCGACGUAUCCUUGAAACAUAUUUGAAAGAUGAAGAACGUGUCGUUCGUGAAAGUUGCGAAGUUGCGUUGGAUAUCAGUGAUUAUGUGAACAGUACGGAUUUUCAAUAUUGUAACGGAUUGAAACUUGUUGAAUCCGAAUGUUGUUAA
This is a messenger RNA of Adineta ricciae, 933 nucleotides long. NCBI's taxonomy places the organism in Eukaryota, Metazoa, Rotifera, Eurotatoria, Adinetida, Adinetidae. The record is from the annotation of a GenBank genome assembly.